AUGGCCGUCCUGCCCGAGUCGCUCCUCAUCAUUGCCCUCGUCAUUGGCGGUGCCACCGCGCUGUAUGGCCACCGCUGCAUCCAUCACAUUGGGCUGGCGCUCCUCCUCCUCGAGUACUUUUUCAUUCUGACGCUCAACCAAGUCGCGGCCGUCGUCACGGUCCUCGCUCUCACCGUGUACCUCGUGAUCGCCAAGUCGCGGCACGUCCUCGCCGACUGGGCCUACGCAGGCCUCCGUGUCGUUAUCUGCCUCGGCGGUAUCCUCGGCCUCUGUCUCUUUCUCUACUACGCCAACGCGACGGCCCUCGACGUCGCUACCCUUGGCUGCUGCGGCGCGACCGCAUUGAUCUUUGUCGGCAUGUUUGCGUUCUGCGACGACCGCGUGAGCUUCAUCGUGACCACCUCGAUGCUCGGAACCGUGCUCGUGAUCACGACUGCAGCGCUCUGGGACAAUGACGACCUCGUGCUUCAGAUUUGGCACCUCCCGACCGCGGCCUUCCUCUUGCUUUGCAGCUGCAGCGUCCAGUGGCACGCGGCCCAUGUGAGCCCCGCGCCGAGCACUCGCUUGCUCUGGGAGACGCCACGUCAUAGCAACGUCACGGCGCCUGCGACGCCGACGCCCAAGGCCGAAAUUGCCGCGACGCCACGCGGCAACACAUUCGCUCAUCCGCCGUCCAUUGUCUAA
Messenger RNA from Saprolegnia parasitica CBS 223.65, 684 nucleotides. RefSeq lists its product as hypothetical. The transcript has a single exon. NCBI's taxonomy places the organism in Eukaryota, Oomycota, Saprolegniomycetes, Saprolegniales, Saprolegniaceae. The coding region runs from base 1 to 684 and encodes 227 amino acids. The record is from RefSeq and is a predicted model, not a curated record.